GACAUUGUCAAUGGAUCCUCGUAACUCGUAACUGUUGGGAGGGAGGAAGUCGCCGACUGGGGAGUGCCGGAUCCAAAGCAAAACCCCAAUUGCCGAACCGAUUCUGCUCGUGUAGGAGGAAAAAGUUCUCGCAACCAACUGGGUCGUCGUCCGCCUUUCCGUCUCCUCCGUUUCAGCCCGGCUCCGGUGGCGAAAUGGGCUUCCUGGGCGACUUCAUUGAGGCCUUUUGGUCUCCAAAAGUCUGGCUACCUCCGAAUGUCACAUGGGCCGACUUAGUUCCAAAUGAAAAAAUCCAAUACACCGACCAUACUCAUCUCUACUACCCUUUGCCCAUGGCACUCGGCCUGCUGUUACUACGGUAUUUACUAGAAUGGUAUGUGUUUGCUCCGUUUGGCACGUCGUUGGGCAUCAGGGGUUCCAAGCCGAAGAAAGCCCCUGUAAACGAUUAUUUGGAAAAAGCCUACAAACAGAACAGCAAGAUGAGUCACAAAGAAGUGACGCACAUCUCGAAGCAGACGGACCUCAGCCAGAGGCAGAUCGAAAGGUGGCUGAGAUUAAGGAGGGCGCAGGAAAAGCCGUCCACCCUCACAAAAUUUUGUGAAAACAGCUGGAGGUGCCUUUACUACACCUAUUCCUUCCUUUUUGGCCUCUAUUGCCUUUGGGACAAACCUUGGCUUUGGAAUAUCGAUGAGUGUUGGACCAACUAUCCUCAUCAGAGUGUUACAAAUGAUACAUGGUGGUAUUACAUGAUAUCACUGUCUUUCUACUGGUCUCUCACCGUCUCGCAGUUCAGGGAUGUGAAGCGAAAGGAUUUCUGGCAAAUGUUCGUCCACCACAUUGCCACCAUUCUUCUCAUGGCGUUCUCUUGGGUCUGCAAUCUUGAGAGGGUCGGAACGCUUGUUUUGCUUGUUCAUGACUGUGCUGACAUUUUCCUCGAGGCUGCCAAAAUGGCUAAGUAUGCCAAGUACCAGAAAAUUUGUGAUACACUCUUUGCCAUUUUCACUGUAUUAUGGCUUGUUACUAGAAUAGGAAUUUACCCAUGUUGGAUCCUAUACAGCACAACAGUUCGUGCUCCUAGGAUUGUUAACACUAUGUUUCCAGCUUAUUACAUAUUUAACGGACUCUUAUGUUUACUCCUUGCACUCCAUAUAUUUUGGACUCACCUCAUUCUUAAAAUAGCUUAUAAUGCAAUUUCGGCUGGACAGAUGGAGGGAGAUAUACGUAGUUCAUCAAGUGAAGAUCUUUCCGAUGCUUCGACCAACUCUCAAGCUAACAACGUUGUUAAAAAGAUGCAGUGAACGUGUGCGGUUUGCCUUGUUGCCUUGUCCAUUCCACAUAAUGUUCUCGUGUAUAUAAUGUUAUAUACAUCUGUUUUAUAUGUAUAUUGGAAGUUAAAGGAAAGAAAAUUUUAGAUCGGAUUUUUUGUUGUUGAACAUGUAUAUAUAUACCAAAGAUCUUUGAAUAAGGAAAAAAAAAUAAAUUGGAAAUCCUCACUUGUUUUCAUUCAAAUUAAUAAAGUGUACGUGAUAUAGAUACUUCUUUUUCUUUUUUAAUUUUAUAAGUGGGGUUUGAAAAACCUAAAAACGGUAUUAGACUUUCUUUUUUUUUUAAAUGUGACUAACGUAUGUGUUAUUGAGUGUUCGUAAAAUAUAAAUUUGGGAACAACUUACACUAAAAAAUAAGAAUGGAGAAGAAAUGAUUUUUUUUCUGUCAGCUUACAAAUUAAAUUUACAACUUAUAUUCAUAAUUUUUUGGAAUGUAUUUUUCUCCUCUGCACUGUGUUGGUUUGGAAUUCAACUUUGGCGCCGAGAGUGUACAUAAGUGUACUGCUUAAAUGUUUUACCACAUAUCUUUUUUGUUUUUGUUUUUGUGAGUAGAAGUUUUUGCAAAAUCAAUGAAUGAUUCAGACAAAGUGGAUUAUUCUUUAUAUAUUUUUUUUUAAAUUGUACAAUUGAAGACUGAGGAUAGGAACUUUGAAUCGAUAGGUGCAAUAAAAUACAAAUAUGCAGGAUAUAUAUGCUAGCGAUGAACUUUAUAUUGUCAUAAAUAUCCUGCAUUAUUUGUUUCCGUAUAUUUUCAAAUUUUGUUAAUAACAUAGGUAUCAAAAGCUAGUUAAUUACAGUUUGUUUUCUUCCUAAAAUUUCUUAUUUUUAAGUACUAUAAAAUGUAAUAAAUAAUCUAUUAACAAAUGCACUCUAGCAGAACUUUUUUCUCUCUAACAUCUAAAAAAAAAAUUAGUGCAUCAGUUUUGUUUUUGCAAUGGAAGCUUUGGAGCUGGUUCAUCUUUUAACCAAGCCUUAUAUGCGAGCGUUGCAUUAUGCGUGGGCACAUCCCGGGUGGUGUGAGGACUUUUUUUGCGAACCCGUAUUUUGAAAUCUUCUUGUCGAACGUUUCUGGUGUCAUUAUAUUCCUGUAAAGAAAAAUUGUAAAUUGUAACUUCUGUCGAUUGAACAGCAGACAAAUUGUUUUCGUCUUCUAGAAUUUUUGAAAAGGUGUUACUACUUUGACUUUAAAAAUGCCUUCUAAAAGCUUCCUUAUAUCUUUUUGAGGAUAUUUAUUUAAUUUCUGUUUAACAAUUUUCUGUUGGUUUUUAUUAUAUAAAAAAUAUAGCUUAUA
This is a messenger RNA of Cimex lectularius (bed bug), 2616 nucleotides long. RefSeq names its product ceramide synthase 6. The record is from RefSeq and is a predicted model, not a curated record. Gene Ontology annotation, cellular component: membrane. Bases 195 to 1298 code for a protein of 367 amino acids. Gene Ontology annotation, molecular function: DNA binding; sphingosine N-acyltransferase activity. NCBI's taxonomy places the organism in Eukaryota, Metazoa, Arthropoda, Insecta, Hemiptera, Cimicidae. The transcript has 7 exons. Gene Ontology annotation, biological process: ceramide biosynthetic process.